Amphibalanus amphitrite is the source of this 1728-nucleotide messenger RNA. RefSeq lists its product as uncharacterized. The record is from RefSeq and is a predicted model, not a curated record. NCBI's taxonomy places the organism in Eukaryota, Metazoa, Arthropoda, Thecostraca, Balanomorpha, Balanidae. The transcript is spliced from 4 exons. Bases 288 to 995 code for a protein of 235 amino acids.
ACGAAAUAAAUCCAGUCUAUGCAAAAUGGAAACACGCAUGAUCCAUGAGAAAAUUUUCAUGAUGCAUUAAAUUUGGCUCCAUUUUGGCUUUAAAUUUGCAAAGCUGAUGGAUUUCUUUUGGCAGCCAAAUAUAAUAGUACAACCGUGCACUUCAAUGUAACUGCACUCUGUAAAUUAUAUGCCCUUGCUGGUCGAAAACGAUAAUGUAACAGGUGUUCCUGACUUUAUGCCACCGUUAGUUCUGUCAAGUAUAAUUCAGAGGUAAGAUAAAUAUAGAAAACAUAAAAAUGGCGAGAUCGCGGAGGGGGCGUCCGUCAGCAGAGCAUAUUGAAGAACGUCGAAGAAGGAGAAGACCUUUACGCACAAGAAGGAGUGCCACUGUCGCUGUUGGUAAAAGCCGCUUUACGAUGCUCAGGGAACAUGCUUUCACAAUGAUGCCGCAAGGAAACAUCCUCGAAAUGUACCAGGUUAUGGUGGAAAACAUUUUCAGGGAGCGAGCUCGGAAGGACGAACGGCGUUGUGCUCUCGAGAGGAGAGAAAUCCACGAAGCAGUUCAAGACCUUGUGUCGGAGCUGGGACAGCACUUUCACAGUCAGAGUGAGGUUCAGCGUCUGACCAGUUGGGCGGUGCGCGAGCUGAAGAAGGAGGGACGUCUGCGCCAGGCGGGUCCGGGCCGGCUGCGCCUCUCCCGUCGGCGGCCGCGGCCCGUCUCCGUCGAUCCCGACGGCUCCGACGCUGAGACCGACGAGGCCGAGCAGCGGCGGCAGGCGUGGCAGCUGAAAAAGGACAGACACCGGGCCCGUACCAGGAUGGUGGAGCGGUACCGGCGCCGUCAGCGGCGGGCGUCGCAGUCCUCCAGUGCCGAGGUGUUGUCGGCCACCGCCUCAGAACAGUCGCUGCCCAGCACGGCCUCGGAACAGAGUCUGCCCGGCACCGCCUCGCAGCAAUCGCUGGCCACGACGGCGUCAGUUCGAUCCCUGCCGACCGACCCGUGAGCGGGUGGUGGUCCCUGUCCGCCGGGACCGAGGGUCACGGACCCUGCCAGGAAAGUGGUGGUGCCUGCCCGACUGCCAGGGGUCAUGGAUGUUACCAGGAGGCCCGUGGGCGUCCUGCCGAUUGGGGAAUGCCACUGACCCGCGCGGGAGUCGCAUACCCUGCUAGUAGGUCACAGAGCUUGCAGUGGGCGCAAUGCGUUCCGAAGCGAACCACCAUGAACUUACCCUAGAUAGAUGCAGUGUUUCUGAAUGUUUGUGGGAUGGCAUGACGCUGAACGCGUUUGAACUGUUGCAUAGCCUGCUGCAUCGGAUUGAUUUAUUUAUGGUGAAGUUGAAUGUACGAGUAUACGGUAUAACCUUAAUCCGAUCGUUUCGACCGCAUGCGAUGACUUUUUCGUGAUCAUAUGAAACGAGCUGUCUCGGUACAUUUCGUGUCGCAAUGCUUAGCGCUGCACUUAAUAUCCCUUUGUAACAAUUCAGGCUUACGGAAAUUCAGAACUCCGAGGUAUCAACGCAAGAUGGAUGAAUCCUCAGACCGGUCGCGGUAGCUUUUUCAGAACUCGGGUAACUACCCAGCUGUAGUGGAUCUGCGUCUGUCCAAGCGGGAAACAUGGUUCUCGGAUACCGACUCACCAGACAGAAUCAGCGCUUUAAGCACGCAAUGUUUUCGGUUGUACAGAGUGUCUGCCUGUGAGUGUUGUUUCUUUUCACCUAAAUACAUUUCCUGAAUGAA